Molecule: messenger RNA, 3595 nt
Organism: Otolemur garnettii (small-eared galago)
Lineage: Eukaryota; Metazoa; Chordata; Mammalia; Primates; Galagidae
Gene: AKAP8
Product: A-kinase anchoring protein 8
Exons: 14
Coding region: 1367-3307 (646 amino acids)
Cellular component (GO): nucleus; nuclear matrix
Molecular function (GO): DNA binding; protein kinase A regulatory subunit binding
Source: RefSeq, a predicted model, not a curated record
ACGAGUGGUACAGCCCCUCUAGGGAGAGGGCUGCAGACCCGGGCCUUCAUCCUGAGCGCGGUUGCCUCAGGCCGGCCCUGCGGAGAGACGGCCGUGGCACGCGCGCGCCGCUUAUUGGGCCUUGGUACCGUCGUUCCCCCGGCGCGCCUGCGGAUUGGCCGGCAGAGCUGGAGGAGGCGGGUGGACACUGCGGCGGGCUUCAGGGGGCUGUUUCGACCUUCUGAGCCGUUUUUGCCCUGCAGCCCUGGCUGGGCCAGUCUCGGCCCGGGUGAUUCUGGCGCUCGGUCUUGUCUUCCUCUUCCGAAGACGCCACAAGAUGGCGGCGCCGGUGGGCGGAGCUACGGCAUGGGAUCAUGGAGUCUGGCCCAGGUCUUUGGGGCUUGGGCAGGAGGCCGACUGCAGGACCCUCCUCUCUCUAGGCUGCCGGGUCUUUGUGGUUCGGCGAGGCCUCUGCCGGGCUCCGAUGGCCCGUGUAGCCUGUCUCAGAAGCCGUUUGAGCUGCGCGGUGUCGGACCCCCGAGUCCUGCUUUAGCGCGGGUGGAAGCCAGCUCCGGGAUUAGCCUCUUUGGGCGCCAUCUGUGUGCCCCGCGCGUGGUGGCACAGAUUGCGCGUAGAAGACGACAUUGAGAGACAAAUGCAGAGUAUUUCCUUGUGUAAAGCUGGAAACCUGUUGUGCCUUAGGCCUAGUGACAGAUCGGCCGUUUUCCUUUAGAUAGUCAUUAGUGGUGGCCCAGAGGAGCCAACGGGUUGCGUGGGAGGGGACGUGCCCUUUAUCAACUUGGCUUCAGUGCCUACUUAAAGUAGGACAGAGCUUUUCGAGCUGAGCUACCUGCUGGCAGCCUUUAGAAGUAGAGCCUCCUAGGAGGCCUUUGCUCUGUGCUGGGAACCGAGUUUAUUCAGAGAGGACAGUUGGAACAUGCCGGAUGGGGCUUCUCCGGGUGUAGAGAAGCUGCUCAUCCGAUGAUCCUGGACGCAGUACCUAGGGAAGACUCAGAUUUCGAACGGUAGCUGGGUAGCAAGGUCCUAACAGCAGAAAUUGCAGAAACAUCAUUUGUAGUGUACUUUGGGUGUCUUCUGGGUCCUAGAGGAGGCUCAACCUGGCUCUCCUGGCCUUUAGCAGUCUGGAUCCUGCCAUUCUUGCCUCUCAUCAGAUCUUUCUGCAGGCUAUGGGGCGUGGAGUACAGGACCUGCCAACACCCAGGGUGCAUAUGGAACCAGUGUGGCUGGAUGGCAAGGUUAUGAAAACUACAAUUAUUAUGGCGCCCAGAACACCAGUGUUACCUCAGGAGCAACCUACAGCUAUGGCCCAGCCUCGUGGGAGGCCACCAAGGCCAGUGAUGGUGGCUUGGCAGCGGGGGCCCCUGCUAUGCACAUGGCCUCUUAUGGCCCAGAGCCAUGCACGGACAAUUCUGACUCCCUCAUUGCCAAGAUCAACCAGCGCUUGGACAUGAUGUCCAAGGAAGGAGGCAGGGGAGGGAGCGGCAGCAGUGGGGAGGGCAUGCAGGACCGGGAGAGCUCCUUCCGUUUCCAGCCAUUUGAGUCCUAUGACUCCAGGCCUUGCCUGCCUGAACACAAUCCUUACCGCCCAGGCUACAGCUAUGACUAUGACUUUGACCUGGGAUCCGACCGCAAUGGCAGCUUUGGUGGGCAGUACAAUGACUGCCGGGACCCAGCCCGAGAGCGAGGCUCCCUUGACGGUUUCAUGCGAGGCCGGGGCCAGGGCCGCUUCCAAGACCGGAGCAACCCCAGCACCUUCAUGCGCAGUGACCCCUUCAUGCCACCCUCAGCCUCUGAGCCUAUGUCCACUCCUUGGAAUGAGCUGAACUAUGUGGGCGGACGGGGCCUGGGCGGCCCUUCCCCAAGCAGGCCACCUCCAUCCCUCUUCUCCCAGUCCAUGGCUUCUGACUACAACGUAAUGGGCAUGCAGGGGGCGGGCAGUUAUGACAGCCCAAUGCCUUAUGGAUGUGGCCAGUCACAGAUGCGGCUGCGGGAUCGAGAUCGGCCUAGGAGGAGAGGGUUUGACCGCUUUGGACCAGACAGCAUGGGCAGGAAACGGAAGCAGUUUCAGAUUUACGAGGAGCCGGAUGCCAAACUGGCCCGGGCUGACAGUGAAGGAGAUUUUUCUGAAAAUGAUGAUGGAGCUGGUGACUUCCGGUCAGGAGAUGAAGAAUUCAGGGGUGAGGACGAAUUCUGCGACUCCGGGAGGCAGAGAGGGCAUCCUGACCCUGCCGUGUGGUGGAGGGAGCAGCCAAGCCGCAGCCCCAACAAGGCCCUGGAGUGCAGGUCCCUCAGAGCAUCUGGAAGGAACUUGUCUGUUAUAGGAGAGAAAGAUGAGGAGGAUGAAGAAGUGAAGAAGAGAAGAGAAAAGCAACGAAGGAGAGACAGGAUGCGAGACCGAGCCGCUGAUAGGAUUCAGUUUGCCUGUUCUGUCUGUAAGUUUCGUAGCUUUGAAGAUGAAGAGAUCCAGAAACAUCUGCAGAGCAAAUUUCACAAAGAGACGCUGCGGUUUAUAAGUACCAAACUCCCUGAUAAGACAGUGGAGUUCCUCCAGGAGUAUAUCAUCAACAGGAACAAGAAAAUUGAGAAGCGGCGUCAAGAACUGAUGGAAAAGGAAAGCACAAAACCAAAACCAGAUCCUUUCAAAGGGAUUGGCCAGGAGCAUUUCUUCAAGAGGAUUGAGGCGGCUCACUGCCUGGCCUGUGACAUGCUGAUUCCAGCACAACACCAGCUUCUCCAGCGGCAUCUGCAUUCUGUUGACCACAAUCACAACCGCCGGUUGGCUGCUGAACAGUUCAAGAAAACAAGUCUUCAUGUGGCUAAGAGUGUUUUGAACAAUAGACACAUAGUGAAGAUGCUGGAAAAAUACCUCAAGGGUGAGGACCCUUUCACCAAUGAAACUGUUGAUCCAGAAAUGGAAGGAGAUGACAACUUAGGAGGUGAAGAUAAGGAAGAGACACCUGAGGAGGUGGCUGCAGAAGUCUUGGCCGAGGUGAUUACAGCAGCAGUGAAGGCUGUAGAUGGGGAAGGAGUGCCCUCUCCAGAGAUUAGUGAAGUGCCAGUCAAAGUGGAAGGCCCCAUGGACACAGUGGAGGCCAGCAGUGAUGUCCAGGCUGAACAACCUCUAGAAGAAGAGGUGCCCUGUGGAACAGCUUCUGGGAAGGGGACCAUUGAAGCCAGAAGUGAGGCUGAGACACUGGCAGCUGAGGCAGAAAAUGUAGGGACUGCAGCUGCUCCUGCCCCACCUGCCGCGGAAGCCAAAGUGGAACAAACUGAUGCAGAGUCCAAAGAUGAUAUUCCCAUAGAAUGAUCUUCAUUUCCCUGUUUCAAGGGACAUAUUAUAUACUGCAUUGCUUUUUCUUUGGUUUGUAAGCAGUACUAGGGUGUGUAUUAUUGGAAUAUGCUCUAAACUAAUUGGUGAAGAGACCUAGCCAUUUCCUUCUGAACAGUGUACCUCAUGGGCUUGUUUUAUACAAGCUUUUAAACUCAGCCAGGGUUUAAAAGCUGCAGAAGUUGUACAUUCCCCCCCAAGCAGCUGUUAUGUAUCCAUUACAAUGCAGUUGCAAUAAUUAAUAAAGAUUGGAUGAUCAGCCCUUGA